Pseudopodoces humilis (Tibetan ground-tit) is the source of this 657-nucleotide messenger RNA. NCBI's taxonomy places the organism in Eukaryota, Metazoa, Chordata, Aves, Passeriformes, Paridae. The record is from RefSeq and is a predicted model, not a curated record.
AUGGCGGGCGGCAGAGCGGGGCCCCGGCGGCGGCCGAUGAGCUUGGCCGAGGCGGGCCCGGGCACGGAGAACGAGCGGCUGGGGUUGGUCCGGCUCAGCAUGCUGCGGAACCCGCUCAUCAUCAAGCCAGAACUGGGGAAGCCGAUGAGAAACUGCUACUCCCUUCCAGGGCCUGAUUUUACCUAUGGGAUGUACAUGCACAGGAGAGAUGGAGGAGUCCCUGAAGCCAUAGGCCACUGGGAUUCAGUGAAGGCCAAGCCUCAUAAAAGGGUCAUGCCCCGAGACUUUGUGACCAUGGGCCGUAAGGCUGUGGAUGAAGGCUGCACCACAGCCCGUGAGUUUGCUCUGUACUACAAGUUCAUGAACAUCCGCUGCAAAGAUAAGGAGAUCCUCAGAUAUGGCUGCAAGGUCCCUCCAGACAUGACUUUUGGCAGGCCACCACGGCCUUCCACACCCUUUUUUGACCUCAUGCAACACAGAUACAAGGAACUGUGGAUGGAGCAACAGAGAGCCCGGACUGUAGUCCAGCACAUGGUGAAGAAAAAGACUGGUGAAGUGCGUGAGAACCGCACCACGUUCCUGCGCACGCACCCGCUGCCCGUGAAGGAGGAGUCCUUCUGGCACCCGCAGCGCUUUGAGAAGCUGCUUGAGUGUUGA